Molecule: messenger RNA, 1698 nt
Organism: Gossypium raimondii (Peruvian cotton)
Lineage: Eukaryota; Viridiplantae; Streptophyta; Magnoliopsida; Malvales; Malvaceae
Product: cytochrome P450 89A2
Cellular component (GO): membrane
Molecular function (GO): iron ion binding; oxidoreductase activity, acting on paired donors, with incorporation or reduction of molecular oxygen, NAD(P)H as one donor, and incorporation of one atom of oxygen; heme binding
Source: RefSeq, a predicted model, not a curated record
CCCUGGUUCUUCAUCUUAAUCUCCAUGUUCAUCGCUCUUAUCCUCAAAUUAUUCUUCAACUCUCUGACUCAAACCAGAAAAACCUCUCAAAACUUCCCACCAGGCCCAUAUCCUCUCCCCAUCGUUGGUAACUUGUUCUUGUUCCGUAAAUCCUUUAAUGACCUUCAUCAUAUACUUCAGUCCCUCCAUGCCAAAUUGGGUCCUAUAAUCACCCUCCACUUUGGUUCCCGCCCGGCUAUUUUCAUCGCCGAUCGCUUUCUUUCCCACCAAGCAUUGGUUCAAAAUGGUGCCAUUUUUGCCGACCGUCCUCCACCUUUAGAUGGUAGAGAGCAAGUUGUUAUCACCACCGCCGUCUACGGCCCCACAUGGCGUGUGCUAGGCCGUAACCUUACGGCUGAAAUGAUUCAUUCUUCUCGUGUGAAAUCUUAUAGUUAUGCACGCAAGGUGGUUUUGGAGAGACUCUUGAAACUCCUCAAGGAUCAGUCUGAUUCUGCUGAUCGUUGGGUCGAAGUGACGGAUCAGUUCCGGAACUCCAUGUUUAGCAUGCUCGCCUUCAUGUGCUUCGGAAAAGAACUUGAAGAACAGAAAAUCAAAGAAAUAGCCGAGGUUGAGAGGGAUAUGAUGCGGACUUUUGGUGAAGUGAGUAUGGUUUCGGUUUUGCCGAGAGUAACAAUGAUCAUCUUUUAUAAACAAUGGAAAAAGAUCUUCCAGCUACAAGAAAAAUUGAGACGCCUAAUCGUACCUUUGAUACUAGAUCGAAAGAAGUUAAAGCAAGAAAAGUCAAAUGAAGGUGAAAAUCAAGACGACAACAAACAUGGCAUCUCAUUCUACGUUGAUACCUUGUUAGAUGUGAAGCUACCAGAAGAGAAUAGAAGCCUUGAUGUUGAAGAAAUUCUGGGUUUAUGCUCAGAAUUUCUCAAUGGAGGAACGGAUAAUACAUCCGCACUGCUGCAAUGGAUUAUGGCGAACUUGGUGAAAAACCCACAUAUCCAGCAGAAGCUGUUCAUGGAGAUUAAAGGGGUCAUCGGAAAUGAGGAGAAAAUGGUGAAAGAAGAUGAUUUGCAUGAGAUGCCAUACUUAAAAGCAGUGAUAUUAGAAGGGUUAAGGCGACAUCCGCCCCUUCGGUUUUUGCUGCCUCAUUCAGUAACAAAGGAUGUGGUUCUGGAUGGGUAUUUCAUGCCAAGAAAUGGAACUAUGAAUUUCAUGAUAGGAGAUAUGGGAAUGGACCCAAAAGUGUGGGAAGAUCCAAUGUCGUUUAAACCAGAAAGGUUUGUCACGAGUGCAGAAGAUGGAGAGGGAUUUGAUAUAACAGGGAGCAACGAGAUUAAGAUGAUGCCGUUUGGUGCUCGAAGAAGGAUUUGUCCAGGGUAUGCAUUGGCCCUACUUCAUCUAGAGUAUUUUGUGGCGAAUUUGGUGUGGAAUUUUGAAUGGAAAGCUGGGGGUGAUAUCACUAUGGAAGAACAGCGCGAGUUCUCGGUACAGAUGAAACAUCCAUUGCAAGCCCUUAUAUCUCCAAGAUUUUUAUGACAAUACGCUCAACUACAAUAUUUCAAUGGUUAAAAACCUUUCCACCAAUCUCUGCGGUGCAGUUGUUGUGAUUCUUAUAAAUUUCAGAAAUUCAAGGUUGAUUAUGCUUGUAUUCCUAGACUUUAUGUUCAUUUAAAGAAAUCCGUUUGAAAUAUGAUUGAAGUUUUGGGA